UGCUUUCAUCUCUUUACCAUCAUGGCUCUGCUCAUUUCUCUGAUCAUUUUCCUCUCCUUCUACUCUGUUUUAGCCAAAAUAAAUUUUCAAGAAGCCCAAUCCUUCAUUAUCGGCGUUAACAAUGAGCUAAAACCAACCAAUUUCUCUACCGUUGAUCACUGGUAUAGCUCUACACUCAAAAGCCUUCACUUCAAAAAUUCUAUUCCUUUUUUCAUGGUUUUUCUGCCAUUCUGACCCAACAAGAAGUUUGGGUACUGAAAACCUGCCCAGAAAUUCUCCAUGUCUUUCCUGACCAUACCCUCAAAAUCCAUACCACCCACACCUCACUCCCUUGAACUUGACACUGUAAAAGCCUUUACCGGCCUUAUGAAUGCAUCAGAUUAUAAUAAAGGAUGCGAUCAUUGGAAUCAUCGACACCCUAUCCAUAUCUGAUUGCUGGCUUGGCAAUCACAGCCAAUCAGAAGUUCUCCCACUAUUUGGAAACUGAACCGACAGCGGCUGCAACCAUGAUCUUUAGAGGAUCCAAAGUCGGAGUGAACCCAGCACAUGUGGUGGCUAGUUUCUCCGCCCGUGGACCCAAUAUCAUUGCUGUAAAUGUUUUGAAGCCAGAUUUGAUUGCUCCAGGCGUGAACAUCUUAGCAGCUUGGCCGAAUCUCUCCCCAUCAAAAUUACCUGAAGAUCCCAGGCGCACAAAGUUUAAUAUAAUAUCGGGUAAUUUUGAUGGGGAGAGAUUCGGCCAAGCUGCUAAGAUGUUCACGCCUGGAGCAAUCAAAUCUGGCUUCAAAACAUUUACAGCAAUGAUAUUGGGUCCACGGGCGGAGAAACUAGCCACCACAUGUGCUAGCUGAUCAUGAAUCCCACCAGGUUGCUUCUCCUAUAGCUGAGACGUGGAUUGCUUAAGAUGAAGCUGAAUUAUAUUAUGCUAAUCUGCUGUUUGUAAGAUGAAUAUGGUAAAUAAUGAUGGAUUGUUCAUAUAAAGAUGCAAUCCAACA
This is a messenger RNA of Rubroshorea leprosula, 992 nucleotides long. The record is from the annotation of a GenBank genome assembly. NCBI's taxonomy places the organism in Eukaryota, Viridiplantae, Streptophyta, Magnoliopsida, Malvales, Dipterocarpaceae.